CUAGCUAGGGGCCCCUGACUCCAGCUGCAGGGACCCCGUCCCAACAAGACCGCAAGCAUGUCAUCGGAAAAGUCAGGCCUCCCGGACUCGGUUCCUCAUACUUCCCCACCACCCUACAAUGCCCCUCAGCCCCCUGCCGAGCCCCCCGUCCCUCCCCCACAGGCGGCCCCUUCCUCUCACCACCACCAUCACCACCACUACCACCAGUCUGGCACCGCCACUCUCCCACGCUUAGGGGCAGGCGGCUUGGCCUCUUCCUCGGCCAGCGCUCAGCGUGGCCCCUCGUCCUCUGCCACAUUACCCAGGCCCCCCCACCACGCCCCGCCGGGCCAGGCCUCUGGGGCGCCUCCACCCGGCUGCGCUACCUUGCCUCGCAUGCCACCCGACCCUUACCUACAGGAGACUCGCUUCGAGGGCCCACUUCCCCCGCCGCCACCCGCCGCCGCCGCCCCACCCCCGCCGGCGCCGGCCCCGACUGCCCAGGCCCCGGGCUUCGUGGUGCCCACGCACGCAGGGGCGGUGGGCACACUGCCUCUGGGGGGUUACGUAGCGCCCGGCUACCCUCUGCAGCUGCAGCCCUGCACUGCUUACGUGCCAGUCUACCCGGUGGGCACGCCCUACGCAGGUGGGACUCCCGGGGGAACAGGGGUGACCUCCACUCUCCCCCCACCGCCCCAGGGCCCAGGACUGGCCCUGCUGGAACCAAGGCGCCCUCCGCACGACUACAUGCCCAUCGCAGUGCUGACCACCAUCUGCUGCUUCUGGCCUACGGGCAUCAUCGCCAUCUUCAAGGCAGUGCAGGUGCGCACGGCCCUGGCACGCGGAGACAUGGUGUCCGCCGAGAUCGCUUCUCGCGAGGCCCGGAAUUUCUCUUUCAUCUCCCUGGCGGUGGGCAUUGCAGCCAUGGUACUCUGCACCAUCCUCACCGUCGUCAUCAUUAUCGCCGCGCAGCACCACGAGAACUACUGGGAUCCCUAA
Molecule: messenger RNA, 978 nt
Organism: Dipodomys ordii (Ord's kangaroo rat)
Lineage: Eukaryota; Metazoa; Chordata; Mammalia; Rodentia; Heteromyidae
Gene: Prrt1
Product: proline-rich transmembrane protein 1
Exons: 4
Coding region: 58-978 (306 amino acids)
Cellular component (GO): membrane
Source: RefSeq, a predicted model, not a curated record